CUCGUUAAACCCUCAAGCCACGCCCCGUGGGCCUCGAAGAAACAGUUCUGCCUGGAUGGUCUCGCCCUACCAAGCCUUCACCCCAGAGAGAGACGACAUCCAACUCGCUGGCAUUUCGCUUUCUGACAAAUUGGGAUUGGCACUUUUGACCUGAUCAUUACUUCCCAUUCUGUAUGCGGUCAGACACCCUGACUUUCUCCCUCUCAACUGUUGCCACUGUCUUGUGAAUCUUGUUCCCGUCGGUUCAACGUCCUUCGAUUGCCUGUUUCCCACUCCCCACGCCUGAACGACUCGUGGCGGAAUAUAAUCCACCGUACCUCUGUUUCUCCCUCCGCACGUUUGUGGACGGGUAUGCCCUCGCCCGCGGGGUCAGUACCAGUUGAUCACUGAACGAGAUCGCGCGUCUCCUCUUCAAAAUCCAGUGCGCAAGCUUGUUUUCGCAGCUAGGGAUGGCGUCUGGCAAUAUCGAAGACCCAGACAUGGGUGGUACAAAUGGAGAGAGCGAACAGUCGACAGGAGCAGCGAAUGAUAGCAUUCCUCGACCGAAGAGGAUUGCCUGCAUAUUGUGCCGCAAAAGAAAAUUAAAAUGUGAUUCGAACAAACCCAGCUGCGGGACGUGUUCGCGUCUAAAUCACCAUUGUGAAUACUCUGAAGAGCGGAAGAAGAGCGGUCCCAAGAGAGGAUAUGUCAAGCUUUUAGAGGCACGACUCAAGCAGGUUGAAAACUUGCUGGAGACAAGAGAUGCGACAAGCGAGCUCACUACCCGUACGGCUCAACCCACAGAGGCAGUGGAUUCAUUUGCGCCUAUGCCGGCUCUGGAUGUCCCCGAUGCUCUGGAUACUUCCAUGUCCGGAAUGAUGGCAGACAACAGGUUUACCGACCCAACUCUGACCGGCAUGCCGGAUUUCGGUAUGAAUUCCAACGACGAUUUCUCCUGGGAGAUGAUAGGCCUCGGUCUUGAAGAAGCAUUGCCAGCGAGGGAGGUGAUAGAUGAGAUGAAUGAGAUAUAUUUCGAGAAAAUCCAUCCUUCCUUGCCCAUGAUUCACAAAGGCCGGUUUCUGGCUUCAAUGGACCUCGCGCCUCAUAUGCGCCCAGCAGUGUGCCUAAGAUAUGCCAUGUGGACCCACGCAUGUGCCAUUACUUCCAAGUAUUCAGCUUACACCGAACACUUCUAUGCGAGGGCUCGAAAGUACGCCGAGAUGGACGAAAUGAGAGGACACGGUGAAGGAAUGAUCACGAUCGCCCAUUCGCAAUGCUGGACGUUGCUUGCCUGUUACGAGUUUCGAGUGAUGUACUUCCCAAGAGCGUGGAUGAGUAUCGGAAGAGCUGCAAGACUGGCUCAAAUGAUGGGUCUACACCGACAGGAUCGUGUUGGUCUUGACGUAAAACAAACAUUACCACCUCCUCGAGACUGGACAGAUCGCGAAGAACGGCGGCGGACAUUCUGGAUGGCAUACUGUCAGGACCGAUAUGCCAGCAUCGGGACUGGAUGGCCAAUGGUCAUUGACGAGAGAGACAUCCUGACAAAUCUACCCGCUAGCGAGGAAGCCUUUAACAAGUGUCAACCAGAGCCCACACUGCAAUUAUCCGACAUCUUGAACGGCGAUGGAGCAUCUUCCCUCUCUUCAUUCGGCGGGGUCAUCCUUUUGUCGACAAUAUUUGGGCGAAACCUUACCCAUCUCCAUCGACCGUCGGAACAAGAUAAUGAUCACGACCUAAAUGGCGCGUUCUGGAAACGUCAUCGAUCUCUGGACAAUAUCCUCCUCAACACAUCUUUGUCGCUACCCCCGCCUCUCCGCCUCCCAGCAGGUCUCAAUGAUCCGAACACUGUGUUUCUCAAUAUGAAUAUCCAUACAGCUACAAUAUGUCUGCACCAAGCAGCCAUAUUCAAAGCCGACAAAAACCGACUUCCGGCUCAGAUCAGUGCUGAAUCCAAACGUCGAUGUAUUGUUGCAGCGGACCAAAUCACCAACAUUAUGAAAAUGAUCAGCCAUAUGGACAUGUCGAUGAUGAAUCCUUUCCUGGCAUUCUGUCUCUAUGUGGCUUCACGAGUGUUCGUGCAAUAUCUCAAAUCGAGACGAGAAGAUGCUGCGGUCAAAUCCUCCCUGCAUUUCCUACUUGCUGCGAUGCAAGUCCUGAAAACCAAGAAUCCGCUCACAGAGUCAUUCUUGGUACAGCUAGAUGUUGACCUCGAAGGUAGCGGCUUGGAUAUUCCAACCAGUUAUUCACGAUGGAAAUUCGGGCACCGUCCACCAGGUGAAAGUCCUGCUAACACAGAUGCUUUGAAAUGUUCUCCACUCUUUGAAAUCAGAGAGACUCAAGGUCGGGAAACAAUCGGCGCCGUCCAAGGGACCAAUACCAAGGGCAUAAUUCCCCCCUGGCCCGCGGAUGGCAAUGCCCCUGCCGCCAGUAGCAGCUAUCCAAGUUUGUAUGCGGCGGAGGGGUUGGGCACCAGCGCACAGAUGGCCCAGACGAUCCCAUCUACAAGCGAUGGGUUGGAGAAUGGCUAUGGCUUUCCAAUCCAGUCUGUUGGAACAGACACUUCACCAGACACUUCGCAUCACGACGGAACUGGCUCACGGUCGCACUCUAAUCACCCAACGCCUUCGACCCUGUCGAAUCCAAACUCGUCACAUACAUCUUACACUUCGCCUCCGAACCAAUCCAGCAGCGGAAACACUGCGAGCAGUGGGCAGGGGCAACCGUCGCCGGGCUAUGCGUUUCCAGCUGGCGCCCAGACUUCCUGGAACAUGAAUAUAUCAACCCAGACUGGUCAGGAUAUCUCACCACAGCAAACUGGUAUGAACUUCGGCUCUACUGGGAUGACACCUGGUCCAACUGGCCUGACCCCUGGACCAGACUCCCUUUGGUCGACGGAAGGAAUACCUGAUGGGAAUGAAUGGAUGUUUGCUUGGGCUGGUUCGACUCCACAGCCAUAAUGACCUUGACUUUGUGAGUAUUGGAUGCCCAGCUCCAUUUUGAAAUCGACGAUUUAUGGUAGGAAAACUUGUGGUCGAUGAAAAUGUGAUACCCAGGAUUCAGUAGGCGAAAUCCCAACUCCUAUCUACUUGGUAUAGUUAAAUAGAUACAACAUCGUUGAAGCUCCCAGAGGCCUAACGUUGUCGGGGUGGGAGCUGCGGAAGGUUAGUACGUC
Molecule: messenger RNA, 3154 nt
Organism: Cladophialophora immunda
Lineage: Eukaryota; Fungi; Ascomycota; Eurotiomycetes; Chaetothyriales; Herpotrichiellaceae
Exons: 5
Coding region: 450-2939 (829 amino acids)
Biological process (GO): DNA-templated transcription; regulation of DNA-templated transcription
Cellular component (GO): nucleus
Molecular function (GO): zinc ion binding; DNA binding; DNA-binding transcription factor activity, RNA polymerase II-specific
Source: RefSeq, a predicted model, not a curated record